CGCCUCUACGUACAGCCGUCACGGUGCAGACAGAGGUUGGAAACAUGGCGGCGGACGGGAUGGUGCUCACCAACCACGACCAUACGACCCGUGUGGGCAUCCUGACGGUCAGUGACAGCUGCUUCAAGAACCUGGCAGAGGACAGGAGUGGAGUCAACCUGAAGGACCUGGUCCACGAUCCCUCACUGCUGGGAGGAGUCAUUGCAGCCUACAAAAUAGUUCCGGAUGAGAUCGAUGAAAUCAAGGAAACUCUUUUGGAGUGGUGUGAUGAACAGGAGCUGAAUCUCAUUCUGACCACUGGAGGAACAGGUUUUGCACCUCGAGACGUUACACCAGAGGCAACCAGGGAGGUGAUUGAGCGAGAGGCCCCAGGGAUGGCUCUGGCCAUGCUGAUGGGAUCCCUCAACGUUACUCCUCUAGGCAUGCUGUCCAGGCCCGUCUGCGGUAUUCGUGGUAAAACUCUGAUCAUCAACCUACCAGGCAGCAAGAAAGGCUCACAGGAGUGUUUCCAGUUCAUCCUGCCCGCUCUGCCUCACGCCGUGGACUUGCUGCGUGAAGCCACCGUCCAGAUUAAAUCCACGCACGCCGCCCUGGAGCAGCUGCCCUCGCCGUCCUCGCUGAUGACCAACACGCACGGCAACGCCCACGCCAACACACACACCAUGGAGCGUGGCACCCAGUGUGAGGAAGAGGACGAAGAGGAGGAGGACAUGAGGAGAGGGCGGCACAACCACCACCAUCACCACCACCAUCACCAGCACGGCUCGUCCCACAUCACUGCCGCCGCUAUCGCUGCCAAGACAAGCCAUGCAGUGGUCAUGGCUAAAGGAACCCCCUACCUGCCCGGAAACACACCUGCCCCUCCCGCUCAUUUCACCUGUUCCCAUGACCACCAGAUCCCGGACUCGAUCAUUUCUCGAGGCGUUCAGGUGCUUCCUCGAGAUUCGGCCUCUUUAAGCUCCACCCCCUCCGAGUCACCGCGGGCAACACAAGCGACGUCCCGCCUUUCCACCGCCUCAUGCCCGACACCCAAGGUCCAGUCCCGAUGUGGCAGCAACGAGAACAUCCUGAGAGCCAGCCACAGCGCCGUCGACAUCAGCAAAGUUGCGCGUCGCCAUCGCAUGUCGCCGUUCCCGCUGACGUCUAUGGACAAAGCCUUCAUCACGGUUCUGGAGAUGACACCGAUUCUGGGAAUUGAAGUCAUCAACUACAGAGAUGGUUUGGGCCGGGUGCUCGCUCAGGACAUCUACGCCAAAGACAACCUCCCUCCGUUCCCCGCCUCGGUUAAGGACGGCUACGCGGUCCGAGCUGCUGAUGGACCUGGAGAUCGCUUCAUCAUGGGGGAGUCCCAGGCCGGACAGCAGCCCACCCACACAGUGAUGCCAGGUCAGGUGAUGAGGGUCACCACCGGCGCUCCCAUCCCCUGUGGAGCCGACGCCGUGGUCCAGGUGGAGGACACGGAGCUGCUGAGGGAAUCGGAGGACGGUACAGAGGAGCUGGAGGUGAGGAUUAUGGUCCAGGCCCGGCCCGGACAGGACAUCAGGCCCAUCGGCCACGACAUCAGGCGGGGGGAGUGUGUCCUGGCUAAAGGGACACACAUGGGCCCCUCAGAGAUUGGCCUGCUGGCCACAGUGGGAGUCACCGAGGUCAGUGUGCACAAGUUCCCGGUGGUGGCCGUCAUGUCUACUGGAAACGAGCUGCUGAAUCCAGAGGAUGAUCUCCACCCGGGAAAGAUUCGGGACUCCAACCGCUCCACCCUGUUGGCCACCAUCCAGGAGCACGGAUACCCGACCAUCAACCUGGGCAUUGUUGGAGACAACCCGGAUGACCUGCUGUCAGCGCUGCACGAGGGAAUCAGCCGUGCUGAUGUCAUCAUCACCUCGGGGGGCGUGUCCAUGGGGGAGAAGGACUACCUAAAGCAGGUGCUGGAUAUCGAUCUUCAUGCUCAGAUCCACUUUGGACGAGUAUUCAUGAAACCAGGUCUUCCCACUACCUUUGCUACCGUCGACAUCGAUGGAACGCGGAAACUCAUCUUCGCUCUGCCAGGUAAUCCGGUGUCUGCGGUCGUCACAUGCAACCUGUUUGUGAUUCCUGCUCUGAGGAAGAUGCAAGGCAUUCUGGAUCCCAGACCUACAAUUAUUAAAGCAAGGCUGUCCUGUGACGUGAAGCUCGACCCGAGACCCGAGUACCAUCGCUGUAUCCUGACCUGGCACCACCAGGAGCCGCUGCCCUGGGCCCAAAGCACAGGAAACCAGGUGUCCAGCCGCCUCAUGUCGAUGCGGAGCGCCAACGGCCUGCUCAUGUUGCCCCCCAAGACCGAGCAGUACGUGGAGCUGCACAAGGGCGAGGUGGUGGACGUGAUGGUGAUUGGCCGGCUAUGAUCCAGACCUUCACGUCACUUGCUACCGAUCACCGUGGCAUCGCCAGGAGACUUCUUACCUGGACAGGAAACGGGGUGGGGCUGGUGGGGGCAGGAAGUGAUGCAUGUCUAUCUGGUGGCCAUUAGCUGUGAUGUCAUAUGCAACAGCCAAUCGGAGCCAGUGCAGGCUGAAUCCUCGUUGAGGAGAUCACUGUACUUCAACAGAGAAAAAAAAUGUGAAAAAAUAUAUAAAAGAAGAUUUAUUCUGUAAUAUUAUUAUCCUAAUAAUAAUAAUAAUUAAUAUUCUUAAUUAAUAUUCUAUUAUUAUUACCAUGGUUCUGGUUGAAUAUUCUCAUCUUAGUAGUCUUCAUCCCCUCUCCUCUCCUGUUCAUUUGCUUUGUGCGUUUUACCCUGGUAGGUAAAAAGUAGAGACUUCCUUCUCCUCUUCCUCAUGCUCUCCUUUUUCUUCUUCUUCGUUUUCUACUCCUACCCUCUGCGCUGCUUCGCUCCGGCUCCUUUAUCAGAUAUAAAGCAUUCAAACCGAUAAUGAUGAGUGGAAACGCUCCACUUCCUGCUGGAGCGGCCGUAGCUGUUGGAGUUUUGCCAAGAAAUAAAAAACACAAAGAUCUUCUGUGCACCUUUGUUGCAGGUCUCAGCUCUGGAUUUUCCACCUUGCAACCAAACAGAAACACUAAAACAGUGGAAGCCAUUAAGCAGAACAGAAAGACUCAUGAACCGGGUCCGGGUCGGGACCAGAGGAGCCGCUGCUGACGAGUCCGUGUUUGUUGCACUACAGAGGAUUUAAUAAAAGCCAAAUAUCACUAGAACUUUAUGUAGCGCCACAAAACCUUACACGGUAAUAAAACCAGAAAAAACAUAAAUGAGGAAAUAUUAUGAGGAGCAAUAAAAUAACCUAAAAAAUACAAUACAUUGUUAUUUUAUUAUUUUCUCUCAAUUUGUAUUUUUUUUAAAUAGAUUGUCUGUAAUUAUAAUGUUAUUAGAUUUACCACAUCCCCUGCUGCUCCUGCUGUUACUAUAAAACAUACAAAUUCUAUUAAAAACAAGGAAAGCUAUAGUAUAAAAGUAUAGAGAAGAAUAUAAAUCACGACUGUUUAAAUUUUGUUGCAGGACUCGAUUAAUCCCUGCUUCGUUUGCUGAUCUUUAGAUAAUUUUCAGAGAUUUCAGUCCUUUUUGUGGCACUUCAAACCCUCUGUACUGACCUGGCAGCAGUUUAGCCAGUUGGCAGCUUCCAAACAUUGAAUGAAUCUCAGAAAGUGUUUUUCUUUGCAUUGUGACGUCUUACGCUUCACAUCCCAGCUCACAGAAAAUAAAACAACAACAGAGAGCUGGCAGUCUGCUCAUCCUGUUCAGGUGCUGGGAAACUACACUGUGUGUAUCCUGCCUUAAGGUGCUUCUUAAAGAAAACAAUAUUCAUAACCUUUAUAAGACAUGAACAAACACUGUUGUCAUCUGAAAACUGAAAUUUGAUUUUAUUACGAUAAAAUUUCUGACACUUCAGGUAUUCUAUACUUCCUUAAACUUAACUUGGUGAGACAAACUAAUAAUAUCCAAAACGUCAAGCAAAGAUAACUUUGGACAAUAACUCCUUAUUUAUAUAGACGAAAGUUAAUUAGUUAACUUAGUUAAUUUACAUUAAUAGAAAUUUAAAAAAUAAUUAUGUCCAAAACUGUUAACUGUGUUUUGGAAAGACAAAUGCAUACUGUUAAAGGAUUUUAGAAAAUGAAUGAGAAACUUUAAACAUAUUUAUUUAGUUAUUCGUUUUUCUGAAUAUUGUUUUUAUUCAAUGGAAAUGUCAGUUUUCUUAAUGUGGCAUUUCAGGUGUUCCAUACAGCUGUGUGUUUGGACCAUUUAUUAUUGAUGGACUAAGACCAUUUUCAGAUUAGAUAAAGAUUAACACGAGUCAUCUGAAGCUUGAGAAUCCCCAACCUUCAAGCCUCCUCUUCCUCUGACUCUUCCUCUUAGUGGCGCUGCGUUUAUCUCCAGGCGGCGCUCUCACAGCCCUAAAACACGCCGUCACCACUCAACUGAGUGCAUUCUUCUUCUAAAUUCAGUUAUUUCCAAACGUUUUGUUCUUAGUUUGUGGAAACAUUGUGAUAAUUUCUUGGUAUCUUUGCCCUGCAGAGUUAAAGAGGCAGUCUGUGUGACCCCCCCCCCCCCCCUCCCCUUACACAUCGUCCCUCCCCCUCAACAAACCCCUAAAGAGAGGCGUGUCCUUCUCCAUGGGCAGGUGUGAUUCCCGGCUAGGUGCAGCACCUGGGCAGCAAAAUAUCCAAGAGGGAUCCCCAUCAUUCCUUUACCUGAAUGAUUCAGAAAGUUCCCAGUUACCUCAAAUGCACCACAGAGAGCAGAUUUCAGCUGCUCAUGCUGCGUUUGUGUCACAGCAGACUGAAGAACGACUCAUUCAUUCUGUGAACGAUAUUUAAAUUAAAUAUCAAUAAAAACGAAACAUUUUCACUUUAGUUUUCCCACAUUGGGCAGCUCAUGGGUGUGGAAAUUCCAUUGUGACUUGAACGCAGCAUCAGAGCAGGUCCUGGCACCUGCCCAGAGAGGACCAAUCCGAUUCCUUGGAGUAAGAAGAAGAAGAAGAAGCAGGUUAUUGUGAAACUGCCUUUGUACUGAGUGAUUCGUAACACUGGACUGAACUCAGUGUCACACCGCACACACUAUAAACUAUGACCAGCACUUGUAAUGAAGCAAUGACACAGCAUUCUACUACUACUGUAUAAAUACAACCAACAGGAUGUUUUUCUGUAAUAUUAUUGAAACUGAAGAUGAAUUAAAGAUAAUCCUGAUUAUUCUCUA
Molecule: messenger RNA, 5182 nt
Organism: Fundulus heteroclitus (mummichog)
Lineage: Eukaryota; Metazoa; Chordata; Actinopteri; Cyprinodontiformes; Fundulidae
Gene: gphna
Product: gephyrin a
Exons: 24
Coding region: 45-2381 (778 amino acids)
Biological process (GO): Mo-molybdopterin cofactor biosynthetic process; establishment of synaptic specificity at neuromuscular junction; gamma-aminobutyric acid receptor clustering
Cellular component (GO): dendrite; postsynaptic membrane; postsynaptic specialization
Molecular function (GO): molybdopterin molybdotransferase activity
Source: RefSeq, a predicted model, not a curated record